Messenger RNA from Triticum dicoccoides, 1569 nucleotides. RefSeq names its product noroxomaritidine synthase-like. The transcript has a single exon. Lineage: Eukaryota; Viridiplantae; Streptophyta; Magnoliopsida; Poales; Poaceae. Bases 13 to 1569 code for a protein of 518 amino acids. Gene Ontology annotation, molecular function: monooxygenase activity; oxidoreductase activity, acting on paired donors, with incorporation or reduction of molecular oxygen; heme binding. The record is from RefSeq and is a predicted model, not a curated record.
CUGAUCAUAACAAUGUCAAUUCUGUUCUCCCAAGAGCUGCCCAUCUACACAGCACUCGUGCUACUUGUUCCCCUGUACUGCCUGUACUCAAGGGUUAUAUGUAGAUCAGGGAACCCAGCACUCGUGCUCCCCACAAACUGGCCAAUAUUGCACAUGUUUCCUUCCUUCUUGGCCAACCUCCACAACUUGCACGAGUAUUUAACCCUUGUCCUUGCCGGAUCAGGGCACAACUUCAGGGCGCAUGGCCCACCCGGGACCGGGUUGCGGUUCUUUGUCACAUGCGACCCUACAAAUGUCCGACACAUUUUCACGACCAACUACACCAACUUCCCAAAGGGCGCGGAGUUUGCCGAUAUCUUUGACAUCGUGGGUGGCAGCCUCUUUACCAUCGACGGUGAGCCGUCUCAUCAACAGCGCGCAAAAGUCAAGGGCGCGCUCAGCAAACCGCGGAUGGCUGCCACUAUGGCGGCCUGCUGCUGUGACAAGGUGGAGAACGGCCUCCUCCCGUUUUUUAGGCGAAUGGCGAGCACUGGCACUCCAUUUGACGUGCAAGAACUGAUGUCAAGGUUUAUGUUUGACCUGGCUGCUAUGCCUUUCUUUGGCGUGGAUCCUGGCCUCCUGUCCUCGGAAAUGCUACAAGACAGGCUGCACAUGGACGCUGCGGUUGCCCUUGACACGUUCAUGGAGGUGGGAUUUUCCCUGCUCAUGACACCAAGUUCUUAUUGGAAGUUGAUGAGGUGGCUAAACAUUGGCCCUGAGAGAAAGCUCAAAGUGGCGCGCACGGUGCUACGGGAGUUCGCCGCGGAGAUGAUGGAGAGGAGGAAGAUGAAUACGUGUUUUGUUGGUAAUGAAGAUGAACAAGAGGAUGGGGAUAUCUUGUCUUGCUUCCUCAAUGACCCAGACUACGCCGAUGAUGACUUGCUCCGUGCGAUGAUCAUUGGCUACAUGUUCGCUGCUAGGGAUACAGUUGGAACAACCCUGACAUGGAUCUUCUACAAACUCGCCCAGAACCCUAACAUUGUUUCGAAUAUCCGAAAAGAACUCUCACCCAUUGCAUCACGCAAAGAAGCGGUUGGUGUGGAUGCCAUGUUGAUCUUUGAGCCAAAAGAGACCAGAUCUCUAGUAUAUUUGAAAGCCGUCCUGUACGAGACUCUCAGGCUAUACCCAGCAGCGCCUCUUGAGUGCAAGACAGUAGUCGCCGAUGAUAUCAUGCCAAGUGGACAUGAGGUUCAUGCCGGCGACACCAUUAUUAUUUCUAUACACUCCAUGGGGAGAAUGGAGGGUGUGUGGGGUGAAGAUUGCCUCCAUUAUAAACCAGAUAGGUGGCUCUUGGUGGGUGGCAAUAACAUGAGGUAUGUACCAUCUCACAAAUUCUUGGCCUUCAACUCAGGCCCGAGGAUGUGCCUCGGCAAGGACAUCGCAAUUAUGCAGAUGAAGACAGUCAUCGCAUCAACGCUAUGGAACUUCGAUGUGGAGGUGAUGGACGGGCAAACAAUCCAGCCCAAGCAAGCUUGUAUACAGCAGAUGAAAAAUGGGCUCAUAGUUAAGCUAAAGAAGCGGGAAAUGUAA